Molecule: messenger RNA, 977 nt
Organism: Amyelois transitella
Lineage: Eukaryota; Metazoa; Arthropoda; Insecta; Lepidoptera; Pyralidae
Exons: 3
Coding region: 309-977 (222 amino acids)
Source: RefSeq, a predicted model, not a curated record
CAAAAACGUUAUUUUUGCAUAAAAUGCAUCUUAAACGAUGAAACUUUAAUAUUUCGCGAAAACAGCCAUUGUUUUAUGACUAUAAACACCCGUAAACGCACACACGUUAGUUUUGUUUUGUACCGUUUUUGUAACUGAGUUCCGCGAAAAAGUACCAUAUUGUCAGUUGUCAGCAGUCAUUCGGCACAAGCACACGCUUUUUUUGUGUAAAACUACCACAUUCCAAACAACUGCUAAAAGACGCGUGAAAUCAUAUAUUUAAAAGUGCCACAUUCAAAAAUAAUUACCUUUUGCAGAUCACAUACACCAUGACAUCAAGAGCGUACCGUAUUUUGAACUUGGUACCACCUGAGGAAUAUGAUGCUGAUGAGAUAGAAGAUAGCAAAUCAUCCGUACCAGAUAGUCAAUUUGAUUUAGAUAUUCUCAACUCUGAUGAAGAAAACGAAGAUAUUCCAGAAACGCCAUCAAAACACAGAACAUUCAAUAAACCAUCUUUAGUCAUCCCAGAAACAGACUCAGACAGUAACUCUUCAUCUGAUGAAUCUUCUAGCUCUUCGAGCAGUUCUAGUUCUUCAAGUAGCUCCAGUUCUACAAAUAGCCAUAAUGAUUUCUCAUCCGAUGAUAGUGUCAAAGAUCCUACGUAUGAAGAUCCAUUUAUUAAAAAACGCAAAACCCAGUCAGAUUCCGAAGAAGAGCAACAACCACAAGCGCAGUUACCUGGCAUUCAAGAUUUUCCACAAUCAUCAGCCGUAGAUAACCAGGAGUUAUUCAAAAUUAAUUCACCAUUACCUAGAGUUGAUGACCAGCCAUCUAGCGUUGACGAGCACCCAUCUAGCGUAGACGAACAGUCUCCUAGUGUUGUUGCUGUGGGCAACAAAAUAACAAAUUCAUGCUUGCAAUACCAGUAUAUCACUCUGAUUAAAACAGCGAAGAAAACUGGAAAGCCUUAUACUGUUACUGUAAGAACUGACACAUGA